GUCAGUAUAUUUUUAAAUUCCAACUGUGUAAAGAAUCCUAAUAUUGGAAGUUCCAAUCUCCUUUUCGGCAACGAUUCUAACAUUUUCGUGGCACAAUAAAAUUAUUGGUGGCUUUUCAGAGGAUUGUCACCGAACUCUUGAACAAACUAAGACCUACAAAAACAAAUACUGUUAAAAUAGACAUGUCAGUACAAAACUGAUGAGAAACCAACUGACGCCACAACACAGCAACAAGAAUAGCGGACAAUCCAAACAGUUCGAUUUUAUCGUGAAUCGAUUUUUAACCUGGCGAUCUGAAUCGAUUAGAAAAACACUUCUUUAGAAAAAUUGGUAUCCCUAAUCCAAGGACCAAGGCCGCUAUGACAACGUCAUGGGCAACGCAUCAUGUGGAGCAAGGAACUGGAGUAUCAUCUGUCAAUGUUGGACCUCCAGCUACAUCAACACCCAUAAAUGACCUGCAGCAGCGUCAUCAGUCGACGUAUAGCGAUGCAAGUACCGUCAAUCGCUCGCUAUUGUUCGGCGAACCGGUGAGCAGAUAGAAGGUCUGAGGAGAGCGAUUACGAGUGGAUUCUUAGAGACUCGGAAAUCGAUCGUUGCGAAAUUACUUAUUGCUGUCGAAGUGAGCACGUCGCGUUGAACAUGACCGAUCCUUGGCAAAAUUUCAAACGCCGCCAUGCAGAGUCACUCCGCGAAAUAGCGCAAAGGUUGCCGGAGUAUCCUAUGGACACUGACGAUUUGAUGAAAGACAGUUUGUUCCGCUUAUACGACGUUUAUGCAGUUUAUAAAGUUCUGAAGGCAAAAUUCCCGACCAUUCGGGACUACGGAAUACAAACUGAAAAAACCUGGUCCGUAGAUCAAGCCCUUUACGACGUCAUUGGCCCGAAUUUCGCCAAGACCAAAAAUGAGACUGCACAAACUUCUGUCAUGGAUCGACACAUGAUGGAAUUUUUUACCAAACGUUGUAGCGAUUUCAUGAAGAACUUGCGUCGGUAUCAGGAUUGUGGAACUGAGAAGACCUUGUCCGUGGAUCAAGCCCUGUGCGGGUUCUUUGAUCGGUAUUUUGUCGAAACUAAGGAUGCGACAACACAGACCGAUGCGUAUCAACGCACAAUAGGGACUCAAACAACUGAAGCGUGGAUUGAUCAUAGCCGAUCUCCGAUUUCUCCUAAAAAACGCCCGCACCAUAGUCCGUCCCCGGUGCAAGAAAAAUUGCCAAAAAUGCAAAUUUUCCGUCAUACUCAAUCAUCCACGCUAACUAGGAGACCGAACAUGUGUUGGAACUGCGGAAGUACGGAUCAUUUUUAUUCAAGAUGCCCAAAUCCUAGAGUCGACCCUUUUUGCUACGGAUGUGGCCGACGCGGGGUCACAUUGAGAUUGUGCCCGGUCUGCGGCCCCGAUUGGAAGAAUCUCGGGCCGUAUCACCCCGAAAGGGGCCAUCUGGGGACAAGGAAGUUCUCCUAGAUUGCUGCCGUUUACGUUUUUUAUUCUUUUUUUUUAUAUUCAUUUAUUUUUGUUGCUGCCGUCAAGACUUCUCCCGCCGCACGAAGAGAAUUUUGUACGGAUUUGGAAUAAAGAGAAUUGAGACUUUAGAUACUUAA
Molecule: messenger RNA, 1598 nt
Organism: Nylanderia fulva
Lineage: Eukaryota; Metazoa; Arthropoda; Insecta; Hymenoptera; Formicidae
Molecular function (GO): nucleic acid binding; zinc ion binding
Source: RefSeq, a predicted model, not a curated record